Messenger RNA from Eimeria necatrix, 1206 nucleotides. RefSeq lists its product as hypothetical. The record is from RefSeq and is a predicted model, not a curated record. Bases 1 to 1206 code for a protein of 401 amino acids. The transcript is spliced from 4 exons. NCBI's taxonomy places the organism in Eukaryota, Apicomplexa, Conoidasida, Eucoccidiorida, Eimeriidae.
AUGCCUACUACACACAAAGCAAAAACUUCUUUUAAAUGCAUCAAUUCAACACUUAGCAGCUCCUGGGUUUCGCUAGAUAGCAGCAGCAGCAGCAGCAGCAGCAGCAGCAGCAGCAAACCGUAUCCGCCCUCAGCAGCAGCUGCUACUGCUGCUGCAGCGCGUACUGCCAGGGUGAAGCCUGCAGCAGGAAAUAUUUCUCGGGGUUUUGCUGCUUCAAAAUUAGCACUUGAGCAACUCAACAACAGCGCAGCAGCAGCAGCAGCAGCAAUUAGCAUCUGCCACGGAAGACUGCAGCAGCUAUCCAGAACUGCUGCAACAUUUGUUGCAGCUGUUGCCCCAGCAGCAGCAACAGCAGCAGCCGCAGCUGCCUACGUGGUAGCAGCAACAACUGCUGCGACCGCAGCAACGAUAGCAGCAGCAGCAGUAGUAGCAGCAGCAGCAACGGCGGCAGCAGCAGCAGCAAUUCAGUUGGAAGCUCUCUGCAGCAGCAGCUGCUCUUUGGAUACUUCUUCCAUUGCAGCAGCAGCAGCAGCUGCAGCGUCUGCUGCAGCUGCAGCUACCUGGCCUGUGCGGUGCAGCAGCGGGGAGACAGAGCUGCAGCAAAGAAGCAGCAGCAGCAGCAGUUGCAGCAGCAGCAGCGGCAGCAACGAGGCUCUGCUGCAGAAGCAGCACGAGAUCUACUGCGAGGACGCGGCAGCCCUCCGCAGCAGCAGCAGCAGCAACAGCAGCAGCAGCAGCAGCAGCAGCUUGGAGCUGCAGCAAGAGUCUUUCUUAGCAGCAAAUGCAGCAGCAAUGGAUGCUAACAGCGGCGACUACACCACUUGGCGUUACACUCCUGCCUUUGAGCGUCAGCCUUCGAACGAGAGUUUAGUUCGGUUUCUUCUGGGGUGUUUGAAGGCAGCAGCAGCAGCAGCACAGCAGCAGCAGCAGCAGCAGCAGCAGCAGCAGCAGCAGCAGCAGCCCGACGAGCUGCAGGAAGCAGCAGAAGUGCUGCUGGCAGCAGCAGCAGCAGCAGCAACAGCAGAAGGCGCGCAGCGGCUGGGGCUUGAAGUGGGGGUGGCUGUGGAUGAGCUGCAGCGCAACUUUGCUGCUGCUAAAGAGAAGUGCGCACUUUUGAAGGCAGCAGAUCCGAUUCGCCGCUUUUACUGGUCUUGGAAAGCCCUCAGCAACGCCAGAAGAAGCCUGUCUAUACAGCUCGUGCAGUAG